Messenger RNA from Haemonchus placei, 1008 nucleotides. NCBI's taxonomy places the organism in Eukaryota, Metazoa, Nematoda, Chromadorea, Rhabditida, Trichostrongylidae. The record is from the annotation of a GenBank genome assembly.
AUGCAUUUGUUCAAAAAGUUCUCACACCACAAAUCGGGGACACGUGUUCCUGCACCGCAAACUUCUCAAGAGCAUAAGGAAGACCACGCUGCCUCAAAUGAAGAUGGUGACGGGGCGGAAGCAAACACUGACAAGGAAUCCGAGGAUGGCCCGAAACGAUUUAUUCAUUUACCUAAUGAACUUCAGAUGGCGAUUUUACAGUACUUAUCGUACGAUGACAUCGCUAAAAUAAGGAGAACAUGCAAAUUGCUGAAUACGCUGUGUUCUUAUUUACUCAACAGAGGUUUCCAACAACUGGGUGUUGACAUAGAUAGGGAAAAGUUAAGAAUCAAACGGGAGCUGCCCAGACGAGAGUCUAUGAGGAGGUCCCAUCGACUUUCACGUCUUAAUGAUGCCUAUGCUGGCUUGGAUACUCGAUUUUCUAUUAUGGCGAUGACCUAUAGGAAGUUCAUUGAUAUGAAGGUCACUUGUUUCAUACCGGGAAAGGUUCUCGAUGAAUUCUUCCGCAUAAUCGACAUUUUAAAGAAGUCACACGAUAAAGGCGGAACAUUGGCAAUAGACAUUCACGAGCUUCUGAAGGAUUUGAGGGACUUGUCAAGCAUGGCCAUGGAACACUUCGAGGAGCAUGUACAGCCUUCGCUAAGUACUACUACAUCAGGAUCAUUAACUUCGGCGUACUUUAUGUCCGUGCAUCCACUACUACGCCCUUCAAUACAAACACCGUCAUCAUCGAGGGACGUAGAUAGCUGUGAAUGGCGCAAGAAUGUUAUGGACAAGUUGGCUCAACAAGACAAAAUUAUUCGGAAACAAAGUGCUGAAAUAAUAUCCCUCAAAUCUUGCAUACGGCAGCUGGUUCUAGUCUGUACGCAGCUAACUAGUCCAGUAUCGCAAAAAGGAGUGGACGAAAUUCUAGAAGGUGUACUUGAUUCGAUGUCAAUGGACGGAGCAACCGUAAGUAUUACACUGCAAAAUUAUUGCGAAGAUAAAACAGUGUUAACGCUAAAAUGA